Peronospora matthiolae is the source of this 417-nucleotide messenger RNA. The record is from the annotation of a GenBank genome assembly. Lineage: Eukaryota; Oomycota; Peronosporomycetes; Peronosporales; Peronosporaceae.
AUGCAGGGUCUUGCGGAUGGUCCCGUCAAGACUCACCUGUUCCGGCUUGAACUAGAUUCACUAGAACAAGCCAUUUCCAUUGCGGAGCAGGAAGACUUCAGUCCGAGACAGGCUCGCGCCAGCUCGACAUCAUAUCGUCAACCGAGACGAUAUGACAGCGGAGGUCCAGAGCCGAUGGAACUCUGUUAUGUAGAGAGCGAGAAGGCUCGCUCUACAGACUACAAGAAGUUGCAGAAAUGCAACAGAUGUCAGAAGACAGGACACUACGCUUACGAGUGUAGUGCCCCUCGUCCAGUGUCUCGCAACACUGGGCGUAAUGACCGUCCACCCAUGAGAAAGGGGCAGGGACGCGGGUCCGCUGUUGGUGCAAAGACGCAACAACGGGAUGGACCGUCAAAAAACGGACAGGAUCAGUAG